This is a messenger RNA of Raphanus sativus (radish), 747 nucleotides long. RefSeq lists its product as uncharacterized. Gene Ontology annotation, molecular function: dynein intermediate chain binding; dynein light intermediate chain binding. Gene Ontology annotation, biological process: microtubule-based process. The record is from RefSeq and is a predicted model, not a curated record. The coding region runs from base 228 to 512 and encodes 94 amino acids. The transcript has 3 exons. Lineage: Eukaryota; Viridiplantae; Streptophyta; Magnoliopsida; Brassicales; Brassicaceae. Gene Ontology annotation, cellular component: dynein complex.
UUCGUCAUUAUCAACUUUUCGACUAAUACUACAGUAUUACAAAUCAAAUUCCUGACUUCACCACUAAAGAACACAAACCAGCAUUUUGCCUACUAUUGUUUUUUUCUUAUAUCAUCCAAGAACCCGUGAGGAAGAUUGUUGAACCCAGUGAAGAGAAAACGACAAAGAAAAGAGGAGGCAUAUUUUAUCUUCAUAACCUGAGAGAGAAAAAGAGAGAGAUUUAGAAGAUGUUGGAAGGAAAAGCAAUGGUGGAAGAUUCAGAUAUGCCAGUUAAGAUGCAGGUUCAAGCCAUGGCUAUUGCCUCUCAAGCUCUUGAUCUCUUUGAUGUCAAUGACUGUAAAUCAAUAGCUGGCCACAUCAAGAAGGAGUUUGAUGAGAGCUAUGGGAGUGGAUGGCAAUGUGUAGUGGGAUCAAAUUUUGGGUGUUUCUUCACACAUUCGAAAGGGACAUUCAUCUAUUUUCAAUUGGAGACACUUAAGUUCCUAAUCUUCAAAGACUCUUCUACUCCUUAAAAUUCAAACCCUAAGCCAAUGUUCUAUUUUUUAUCCUUCUAUGAAAAUCUUUGAAAAAAGCUUGAAUAGCCUAUCAAAAUCUUUUAGUUGGCUCUUUAUAGUUUUGUUUUAAUCUAGGUCUGUAAGGAGAGCUAAAAUGGGGAAAUUGAUUUCAAUGAAGAUGUGGGGAUUUUUAUUUAUAGGUGAUUUAUGUGUUGGCCCUUGUGUCAUCAAUAAGACUGCAAUGUACAGGAUC